AUGCCCCACACAAUUCGUCCAACUACGAAGCUGCAAGCAAAUCCACAGAAGCUGCAAGCAAAUCCACAGAAGCUGCAAGCAAAUCCACAGAAGCUGCAAGCAAAUCCACAGAAGCUGCAAGCAAAUCCACAGAAGCUGCAAGCAAAUCCACAGAAGCUGCAAGCAAAUCCACAGAAGCUGCAAGCAAAUCCACAGAAGCUGCAAGCAAAUCCACAGAAGCUGCAAGCAAAUCCACAGAAGCUGCAAGCAAAUCCACAGAAGCUGCAAGCAAAUCCACAGAAGCUGCAAGCAAAUCCACAGAAGCUGCAAGCAAAUCCACAGAAGCUGCAAGCAAAUCCACAGAAGCUGCAAGCAAAUCCACAGAAGCUGCAAGCAAAUCCACAGAAGCUGCAAGCAAAUCCACAGAAGCUGCAAGCAAAUCCACAGAAGCUGCAAGCAAAUCCACAGAAGCUGCAAGCAAAUCCACAGAAGCUGCAAGCAAAUCCACAGAAGCUGCAAGCAAAUCCACAGAAGCUGCAAGCAAAUCCACAGAAGCUGCAAGCAAAUCCACAGAAGCUGCAAGCAAAUCCACAGAAGCUGCAAGCAAAUCCACAGAAGCUGCAAGCAAAUCCACAGAAGCUGCAAGCAAAUAACGCAUCAAUAAUAAGAAUUUGUGUGUCCCACAUUGUAUUCAAGAGAGAGAGCGAGAGAGAGAGCGAGAGAGAGAGCGAGAGAGAGAGCGAGAGAGAGAGCGAGAGAGAGAGCGAGAGAGAGAGCGAGAGAGAGAGCGAGAGAGAGAGCGAGAGAGAGAGCGAGAGAGAGAGCGAGAGAGAGAGCGAGAGAGAGAGCGAGAGAGAGAGCGAGAGAGAGAGCGAGAGAGAGAGCGAGAGAGAGAGCGAGAGAGAGAGCGAGAGAGAGAGCGAGAGAGAGAGCGAGAGAGAGAGCGAGAGAGAGAGCGAGAGAGAGAGCGAGAGAGAGAGCGAGAGAGAGAGCGAGAGAGAGAGCGAGAGAGAGAGCGAGAGAGAGAGCGAGAGAGAGAGCGAGAGAGAGAGCGAGAGAGAGAGCGAGAGAGAGAGCGAGAGAGAGAGCGAGAGAGAGAGCGAGAGAGAGAGCGAGAGAGAGAGCGAGAGAGAGAGCGAGAGAGAGAGCGAGAGAGAGAGCGAGAGAGAGAGCGAGAGAGAGAGCGAGAGAGAGAGCGAGAGAGAGAGCGAGAGAGAGAGCGAGAGAGAGAGCGAGAGAGAGAGCGAGAGAGAGAGCGAGAGAGAGAGCGAGAGAGAGAGCGAGAGAGAGAGCGAGAGAGAGAGCGAGAGAGAGAGCGAGAGAGAGAGCGAGAGAGAGAGCGAGAGAGAGAGCGAGAGAGAGAGCGAGAGAGAGAGCGAGAGAGAGAGCGAGAGAGAGAGCGAGAGAGAGAGCGAGAGAGAGAGCGAGAGAGAGAGCGAGAGAGAGAGUUUCACGUGCCUAUAUAUGGCCAUCGGGAAGAUAAUAGAGGUGUACCACCAAAGCUUUAUGGACAUACUUUGA
This is a messenger RNA of Schistocerca piceifrons (Central American locust), 1500 nucleotides long. RefSeq names its product RNA-binding protein 25-like. Bases 1 to 1500 code for a protein of 499 amino acids. The transcript has 4 exons. Lineage: Eukaryota; Metazoa; Arthropoda; Insecta; Orthoptera; Acrididae. The record is from RefSeq and is a predicted model, not a curated record.